CUGCGAACGAGCAGAACGGCAAGCGAACGUCGACGUGACGGGGGGUCAGCCUCUCUGUUGAUUCUCCGCGUGAGAACGGACUUCGAGUGCGUGUGGUGUUAGCAACAAGUGAGUCCCAACGAGAGGACCGGCGCCAUGGAGGGAUCGGGCAACAAGGUGUGGCACAUUGUGUACAAUUUGUUUCUCGUUCUGUACUACAUCGCCGAGGCGAUCGUGGUGAAGUUGGUGCCGCGCAAGUACCUGCACCGCAAGAGCGUGGCCGGCGAGACGGUGCUGGUGACGGGCGCCGGCAGCGGCAUCGGUCGCCUGCUCUCGCUGCGGUUCGCCCAGCGCGGGGCGCGCCUCGUGCUCUGGGACAUUGACCGGGCGGGCAACGAGGAAACGGCGCGCCUGAUCCGCGAAGCCGGCGGCAAGGCCUGGCCCUAUGUGUGCAACGUGGCCGAGAGCAAGACCGUGUACGAGACCGCGGCCAAAGUGCGCGAGGACGUUGGCCGUGUCGACAUCGUCGUCAACAACGCCGGCGUCGUGACCGGCAAGCGGCUACUCGACCUGCCCGACGAGAUGAUCGCGCGCACCUUCCAAAUCAACACCCUGUCGCACUACUGGCGAUCACCUACCACCGUUUAUCCCCAUGGCUGCAACAUCUGA
Molecule: messenger RNA, 648 nt
Organism: Rhipicephalus sanguineus (brown dog tick)
Lineage: Eukaryota; Metazoa; Arthropoda; Arachnida; Ixodida; Ixodidae
Product: short-chain dehydrogenase/reductase family 16C member 6
Exons: 2
Coding region: 136-648 (170 amino acids)
Cellular component (GO): lipid droplet
Molecular function (GO): oxidoreductase activity, acting on the CH-OH group of donors, NAD or NADP as acceptor
Source: RefSeq, a predicted model, not a curated record